Molecule: messenger RNA, 2205 nt
Organism: Nilaparvata lugens (brown planthopper)
Lineage: Eukaryota; Metazoa; Arthropoda; Insecta; Hemiptera; Delphacidae
Exons: 10
Coding region: 153-1580 (475 amino acids)
Biological process (GO): spermatogenesis; male meiosis chromosome separation; meiosis I
Source: RefSeq, a predicted model, not a curated record
GCGCUGAUAGCGCUUCCUACUUCAUAAAAUUUAUAAACAAGAAAGAACACGAGUGCGAGUUUUAAAUGUUAUUGAUCUGAAAAAGCGGGGUUAUAACUAUUAAAAAAAGAGAGAUAAUUCUUUUUAGAUAUUGUUUUCAAUUCAUCCAAGAUAUGGAACUUUUAAAUAAAAAAUCCAGUCAAAUUUACGUACACAUUGUGAUGGAUAUAGGUUAUCCAAUGAGUGUUGAUAACCUUCAAAAUAUCUUGAAUGCUUUGAAGAAUGCUCUAGCAGUGGGAUAUAGCAUAAAAAACAGUGGAGAAGCAGUUUUCAAUUUUGGAUUUUCUUCGAUGAAUGACAUUUAUCAAAGCAUUGCACCGUUUGAAGAAAAGCGAAAUUUCGCUACAACAUGGAGCAUUUUGAAGGAGUUACAAAAUAUGGUUAGAUCGAACAUUCAAAUUACUAUGGAGGAGUAUGAAGACAUGAUCCAUUUGGCUUUAAAAUCUGCAGUUGAAGAGUACAGCUCAAAACAGAAAAUGGGAUCAAGAGGAAGAAUUGAUAAAAAGUCGUUUGUUGAGAUACUUAUUAUAACGAGAAAGUACGCCCACAAUUUCAAUUUGUGCAUUAACAGAAUCUCGGAGAAUUUGAAAGGCAAUCAAUUGAAGAGAAUACAGAUCCUGAAAUUGAUUGAUAAUGAUUCAGAAAUGGAAGGAGAAGGAGAAGUUACUGAAAAUGAGAAAUCAUCUCUUGUCAAUAAUGUAACGGUAAAACUGGAUAGUGAAAUAGAUGACCACAUCAAGAGAUGCAUUUUUGAUUCAUACAGCAGCUUGGGAGAAAUGACUCUCUAUAUGCCCAACAAAACUAUAUACUGUGAGCUAAAAUUCUACAACCUGAGUUCUAAAACUUGUAAAUUCGAUCUAAACAAAGUCCAAGAAAUGGAAGUGAUUCACAGAAUAGCUGCUGAUGGACUCUGUGAAUCACAUACUUUUGGUGAUCCGAUUAGAGUCACAUCUUCCAGCAACAUGGACAAUUGGAUGCAGCAGGCUGUCAACAGUCAGACCUUCGAAGCUCUGUGUCUACAUCUCAAUGAAAACGAUGAAUAUCUGAUUGUAAGACUGAAAAAUGCAGUUUCUCUCUCUACAUUUGACUACUUUGCACUCAGACCAGGAACUGAUUGCAUGCUGAUGAAGUCGGUUUGCAGCGGUGAAAUGGUGGUGCCGGAGCCCCUCAACAGAGUGAGUCUGUGCGCAGGCGUGGCUGAAGAGAGGAGCAUCCACGAAUAUGCGGAAGUGGCUGUUGCGCUGAGACAUGUGACUAGAGCUGAGGAGUAUCUUCCCAACCACUUCCUCUCCGGUCUAUUGCCCAGUUUGCUCAGUCAACCAGUUGCUUCUGCCAAACAUGGAUCAGCUCUCAUCAAGAGGAACCAGUACAACAAACUGGAGAUCCAGGUGAAGAAGACGUCAUUCCAUCAAGUGGAGUGUGAAUCUCCAAGAACCAUUUCUCAGGACGAGAAUGGUGUACCAACUCCCAAAAAGCGAAUGCUCCUACCAUUGAAUGAUCAUCCGGCUUUGCUCAAUCCUGAUGUUCACGAAGUAGACUGAAUCUUUCGCAAUUCAACUACUGCUAUACAUUUAUUUACCAAAUGAGUGAUUUGUGUACCUCAUGAAAAUUAUUUGAAUAAUGGGCGUUGUGAACUUUAUCAUUACCGAUAUUAUAUAAUUUCAGAGUUAUGUAUAGUUCAAAUUUUACAAAAAAUGUAAUUAGAAUAUCGGAUUACUGGUCGCACUGAUCAAUGUUAUUAUAUUUAUAAUUAUUACGUUAUUAGCUUUGGUUGAACAAAUAUAUUCAGAAAUUGAAUGACUCACCUUAAAUAUCAGCGAUAAAGUUUACAAUUUAUCUGUAAUCAAGUCCUGUGCAAUUAUAUUUUAUAGAAUAAUCUUGUAUAAUUUAGAUUGUUUCAACAUGAUAAUUAUCUACACCUACACAACAACAAUUGUUUGAAAGUGGAAAAGCGUCGCAGUUCUUUUACAUCUACCGCAAUUCUUACGUUAAAAAUUGAGAAAACACACUCUUUACAAAACACUGUACUAUCUAUCUGUAAUCAGAACUGUAUCUGUCAUGUUGUGCAAUUGUGUAAUUAAGAAAAUCUUGACAUAAUUCAAGCUCACUGAAAAUUUGUUUGUGAACAAAGUGUAAUAAAAAUAAAAGCUAUUUCUUUUAAAAUCA